UCCCUGCUCGACUUCCCUCACGACCUGACCUCUUCCUCUUUGCUUCAUUAUCUCUUCCUUUCUACACUCACUCACCGAGACCGAGUCUCCUCCCUCUCUGUUCAAUUCUCUAUUUUGUAACUCAACUCUUCAUCUCUCUCUCGGAGGCGGUGCUGUUGCAAUCAGAGAGGAUAAGCUUGUAUUCAGAAAGGAGGAAUCUUUACCCUUGAGCCUGCUCGCAACACUGUUUCAGGGAAAUAGAAAUGGGUUCUUGGGCUACAGCAUCGGCUCUGACAAACAAAUUUAUCCCAUUGUCUGUCUCUAUUACUGAAUCUUCCAUGAACUCCAAAUUGAGCACCAGUUUCCAUAAAUUAUAUAGAAGUAAAAAUAAAGGAAAAUUCAGUCUCUCCUUUUCUAGGGACAAUUAUAAAGUUGAGAGUAAUGGUGAAACCAAAUCAGCCCGAAAAGUAUCUUAUUUGCAAACCUGGAAAAAACAAGGAGCUUGGGAAGAACCAGAUAUUGACAGUGACAGUGACAACGAGUUUGGUGAUGACGAAGAUGAGGAAGUUGAAGAUGAGAACCUUGGAUUUGAAAGUGAUUGGGAAGAGGAAGAGUCAAAGACUUCAGCUAUUACUGAUGUUAGUAUAACUUCAACGGACAAGUAUGAGGAACAAGUUAAGAGAGAGGUUGAACAACUUUUGGAACCUGAAGAAAGAGCAAUAUUGCAACAAAAUGUAACUCCUAACUUGGAAAAAAUAUCGUCUGCAAAAUGGAGCCCGUUGCACUCUCUUGCACUAUCAAUGCAGAUUAGUUGCAUGGAUAAGCUUCUUGAAAACGGACUUGAUAUUGAUUUCCAUAAUAAGGAUGGUCUCAGUGCACUUCAUAAGGCAAUUAUAGGUAAAAAGGAAGCUGUAAUAAGCCAUCUUUUACGGAAAGGUGCAAGUCCUCAUGUUAAGGAUAAGGAUGGAGCUACUCCACUUCAUUAUGCAGUUCAAGUUGGUGCCAAGCAGACUGUGAAAUUAUUGAUCAAGCACAAUGUUGAUGUCAAUGUAGCAGAUAAUGAAGGUUGGACCCCGUUGCACGUAGCCAUCCAAAGCAGAAAUAGAGAUAUAGUGAAAAUUUUGUUAGGCAAUGGUGCAGAUCAGACCAGAAAAAAUAAGGAUGGGAAAACAGCACUGGAUCUAAGCUUAUGUUAUGGGAAAGACUUCAAGUCUUUUGACCUUGCCAGAUUGUUGAAGGUGGUUCCAGCUACCAGAGAUCUAUAAUGUGCGAGAUGUAGUUGACCAGAACUAGUUUAAUGUUUAGUUGAAUGUUAUCUGCUGCUAAUUGCACUUAAAUCCUCUUAGCGUUUGGAGAUCUUAGGCUGAUCUAUUUCAAAAUGAUGAAAUUUUGAUGGAACAGUUCGUUAUGUUCUCUACAUGAUAGCUCUAAUUGACAGCAUAAUCCUGUGAAAACCACACAUUUUGCAGAUUACAAGUCUGAAUAUUGGUGCACUGCAGACAUAACGUGCUUAGCAGAUUACUGAAUUAUCUUAGAUGAGCUGUUCAAGCCAAUGUGAUCUUUCUAUGGAGAAUUGUUUCAACUAAUAACGAAUUAUAUAAUGAGUGCAUAAAAUUUGUAUAAAGAAUUGUAAGAGUAGACAUAGUAAAGAAAUUUUUGUUUCAUGUAAAAGUUGUUUACAAGAUUUAAAUGAUAGAUAUUAUUGGUAUUUGA
Molecule: messenger RNA, 1692 nt
Organism: Lotus japonicus
Lineage: Eukaryota; Viridiplantae; Streptophyta; Magnoliopsida; Fabales; Fabaceae
Product: ankyrin repeat domain-containing protein EMB506, chloroplastic
Exons: 8
Coding region: 243-1244 (333 amino acids)
Biological process (GO): protein targeting to chloroplast
Cellular component (GO): chloroplast outer membrane
Molecular function (GO): protein binding; chloroplast targeting sequence receptor activity
Source: RefSeq, a predicted model, not a curated record